GGAUAUCCUGUCGAGAUCCAAGUCAACCACUUGCUGCAUUGCCUCAAUCUCCUCCGGCAAGGCCAAUGGUACAACAUCGACUACUACCGCAAACAUGGCGUAUCAUUUGGCCCGAGCCAAUGGAAUGCGGUCGAAAACCACACCAUUAUCGAAGCCCACUCUGCCCAUUGUGUCGAACAGCUGAGGCAGUACGUCAUGUGCGAUACGGAUAUCCGUGUGGUCCCAUAUGGGGAUCUCGACCCGAAUGAGGACGGUCCGCAGCCGAUUUUCGGACAGCAGAAGCAAUGUCGGAACUUUGACUCUUACUGGCGUUGGUUUCAGAAAAAUCAG
This is a messenger RNA of Zymoseptoria tritici IPO323, 330 nucleotides long. RefSeq lists its product as uncharacterized. The transcript has a single exon. The record is from RefSeq and is a predicted model, not a curated record. NCBI's taxonomy places the organism in Eukaryota, Fungi, Ascomycota, Dothideomycetes, Mycosphaerellales, Mycosphaerellaceae. Gene Ontology annotation, biological process: mycotoxin biosynthetic process. The annotation marks the transcript as partial.